ACGUUGCCGCAGAAACUAUGCCGGCGUGUUUCAGCCGUUCGACUUACAGUUUUCCCCACCCUACCCAUCACUUCUAAUACUCAACCUCUGAUCCAGCAGAAAUUUCCCUUCUUUUCGAUCUAGUUUUCCACUUCCCAAUGCCUCGUCGAGCAAGGCAAAUGCAUUCAUAGUUUCGUACGUGGCCUAAUCAUUCCUUCUCUCUCUCUCUCUCUCUCUCUCUCUCUCUCUCUCUCUCUCUCUCACAUUUAUCAGUAAGUCGAGGAGGAAAACUUGGUUCUUAUCCUUCGUGCCUGACCUCUCCUGGGGAGAAACACCUCUUCUCGUGGCUGUCUCUCUUGAUCUCUCCCAGGGUCAUUCUUCUGCAUGCAUGGAGAUUUCCAACGCUCGCCAUCAGGUAACAAUGACGAACACCAGGCCCAAAAACCCUUUACAGUAUCCAAUAAGCUAUCUUUUUCUUCUUGUAAAUGAAUAAACUAGGUUAAUCUAGCUUCUCCUCCCCAGAGAGUAUCCUCCUGUCUAACUCUUCCUACUUGAUCCAUGUAAAAGUUUGCUUCCUUUAUGUUGGAUCUAUAUGGUAUCAUGUUAUUUUUCUCAAUCUUAUGAAUAAAGAUUGUUAUACUGAGCUGAAAUUUCUAUGGCUACUCUAUGACGUGAUCCACAGUUUUGCUGAUAGAAGUGGCGAUUCCUACACCUAUAUUUCUUUUGAAUCUUCCCUGUGUGGCGGCCAUCACCUCUUUCAAAGAGAUCUGUUGCUACUGAACCACAGGCAAUGGCUAGCCAUGGAUUGACUCAGCAGCAACAGGAUAGGAAGCUCACGCCUCAUCCGGAGCAAGCCCUGAAGUGCCCCAGGUGUGCCUCCACCAACACCAAGUUCUGUUACUACAACAACUACAGCCUCUCCCAGCCCAGGUACUUCUGCAAGGGUUGCCGGAGGUACUGGACUCAGGGAGGCUCUCUCAGGAAUGUCCCAGUGGGAGGUGGAUGCAGGAAGAACAAGAGAUCCUCCUCUUCCUCUUCCACUUCCCCUUCCUCGAAGAAGUCGCAAGAGCAAGACCUCACCUCAACCCACUCCAACCCACUACUCCCUACCCUCAUCCCCCCACCUCUUUCAUAUGAUCCAACUGACCUCACCUUCUCUUUUACUGGACUUCCAAAGCACCCACUCGCGAAGCAGUUUGGCCUGGAAGACAAUAACCAUGACGCUGACCCAAUGCCAUCUGCUCCAACCCCAACAAAUGGUGGUUUCCUUGACAUCCUGAGAACUGGUUUUGUUGACAUCACAAGCCCAAGCGGCUUGAGCAACAACCUUUACUAUAGCUAUGGAAUCCAUGGCGGUCUGGAGAUGGCAACUGGUGUUAGUAGGGAAGAGGGAGGACUCAGUGGCGCAACAGCAAGUGCAACAACUAGCCAAGGGUCAUGCAAAGCCAUGGAUGGAGGGGAUAACAAGGUGCGGACAGGUCUUCCAUGGCAGGAUGGAAACAUGGAUGCUUCAAAGGAUUGCUGGGAUGGUUUUGGUUCUUCUUUGCAGGGACUAAUCAAUAGCUCUGGGCUGUAAGAGGUGCAAUUAUAGAGGACCAUAUCCUUCUCUCUUUAAACUCUGGAAAUGAUGCAAAAAUCUCUUGUAUGGUCGAUGAGAGAGUAAUGAUCCAAUAAUUAUACACCAAAA
This is a messenger RNA of Musa acuminata AAA Group (dessert banana), 1666 nucleotides long. Its product is annotated as dof zinc finger protein DOF2.1-like. The coding region runs from base 770 to 1555 and encodes 261 amino acids. Lineage: Eukaryota; Viridiplantae; Streptophyta; Magnoliopsida; Zingiberales; Musaceae. Gene Ontology annotation, biological process: regulation of DNA-templated transcription. The transcript is spliced from 3 exons. Gene Ontology annotation, molecular function: DNA-binding transcription factor activity; DNA binding. The record is from RefSeq and is a predicted model, not a curated record.